Drosophila subobscura is the source of this 1620-nucleotide messenger RNA. Its product is annotated as tetratricopeptide repeat protein 39B-like. The record is from RefSeq and is a predicted model, not a curated record. Bases 341 to 1345 code for a protein of 334 amino acids. The transcript has 8 exons. Lineage: Eukaryota; Metazoa; Arthropoda; Insecta; Diptera; Drosophilidae.
UAUUAUUUAAGGCAUUUCCAAGAUGUCGGUAACAUAAGCAGCAUUUCAAGGUGGUCGAAAAUGGGAUUCAAAUGAAGAAGAGUCAGAGUCCGAGCAAUAUUAUAAUGCGUGGUCUGAUCAAUUCGAUUUGGAAAGCAAUGAAACAGAUUUUGAGACAUCUUUAGAGCACGCCGAAUUGGCGUUGCAGUAUUUUUUUAAUAACCAAUUCGACGAAGCACGAAAUAUUUUGCAACCAUUAGCCGACAUAAGCUUCUAUCAUUAUUUGGGAUGUGCAGUAUUUUCUUUUCUUGAGGCUGUGCUAUCCUUCGAAAAUGUAGACGCUGCGUCGGCGAGAAUAAAAAUGUGUAUAGAUCUUUGUAAACUAUUCCGAAAAAAGAAUACUAUAACGGAAUCCAUAGCCUGCACUUUCAAGAAGAAAAACGAUUCCCAGCUUACAGACCAGGAAUGCCAUGCUGAGCUUUGUUUAGCAGAGGCUCUAUUGAUGAACGCUCUCUUAACAUUUAUUAAGGAUGAUAAUCUUGGUGGUCUGAUUCGCGGUAGUCUCAAAGUACGGAAAUUCUAUGGUAGUUUCAGAGCAUGUGAGCAAAUAAUGAAGUCUCGUGUAUGGAUCUUGGAUGCGGACAAGGACUCCGCGACGUCUAAAACUCAUUUUGACAGUGUAUAUGUGUAUAUGGGGAUUGGAACGUUCAACCUUAUGAUAUCUAUAUUACCUGGACGUAUACUAAAAAUACUUCAAAUCAUUGGAUUUUCGGGCAGCAAGAGUACCGGCCUGGAAUACCUAAAGAAAGGAAACCGAGAAAAAGGAUUACGACAGGUUCUUUGCGGACUGUCAUUGCUUGGGUUUCAUCUUAUGGUAACUGCUAUGAUAUGCGAUCGGGACUCGGACUCCGAUAUACAGAUGUGCGAUGAAAUACUAACAGCUCAGCUUGCCAAAUAUCCAAAGGCGAACUCACUUAUCGCGGAAAGAAUUCUACAGACGAUUAAUAAGGAGUUAUCCCUGCUUAAAGACUCAAACAAAUCUUCAAAAUUAUACUACGCAGACAAUCGAGCCCUUUGUCUCUUGCUGCGUGGGGCUUACUAUAGGCAAAUGGGACCAACAAAUCUUGCUCUUCAAGACUUGCAAGAUUGCUUAGCACAAAGUGGAAUUAAGGAAGACUUCUUUUUAAUGCCAUAUGCUUAUGUUGAGUUCGCCCUAUGUAACAUACCUAUAAACAAAAAUCAAGCCAUUUACAUGCUACAGAAUACCAAAAAAAAGUUUUCGCAUUACUCGUUAGAGUCCCGGCUGCACCUGAGGAUACACAUGGCGUUAAUGAAUUUAAAUGAUAGUACCGAGGGGGAGUUUUAAAUUCAGGAUUUUUUGAACAUACAACGCAAAAUAUUGUGUUUGUAAUGUAAAAUGUAAAUGUAAUACGAUUCAGAAGGAAGUAAUUCAGAAGGAAGCGUUUCCGACCCCAUAAAGUAUAUAUAUUCUUGAUCAGCAUCAAUAACCGAGUCGUUAUAGUCUGUCUGUACGUCCGUCUUGUUUGACGCUUCGGUCUCAGAGACCAUAAGAGCUAGAGUCACCAAAUUUUGUGUGACUCAUGUGAUAUCACACUGAACCAAGUUUGUUUUAUACAAACA